AUGGCUGACCAGGCUGUCGCCCGUCUCGCCGGCAUCAAUGUCGGCGCUCCGGUGCGCCCUGCCCCCAGUGCUGAUUUCGGCCUCAUCGGUCUGGCCGUCAUGGGCCAGAACCUGAUCCUGAAUGCUGCGGACCACGGCUUCACUGUCUGCGCCUACAACCGUACAACCGCUAAGGUCGACCGCUUCCUGGACAACGAAGCCAAGGGAAAGCCCAUUGUCGGUGCGCACUCCGUCCAGGAGUUCUGCUCCAAGCUCAAGCGCCCUCGUCGUAUCAUGCUCCUCGUGAUGGCUGGCAAGCCCGUCGAUGACUUCAUCGAGUCCCUCCUGCCGUUCCUCGAGAAGGGCGACAUCAUCAUUGACGGUGGUAACUCCCACUUCCCCGACAGCAACCGCCGCACUCGCUACCUCUCGGACAAGGGCAUCAGCUUCGUCGGCAGCGGUGUGUCCGGUGGUGAGGAGGGUGCUCGGUACGGUCCCUCGCUCAUGCCUGGCGGUAACGAGGCCGCCUGGCCCCACAUCAAGGACAUCUUCCAGAGCAUUGCCGCCAAGAGCGAUGGUGAGGCCUGCUGCGACUGGGUCGGUGACGAGGGUGCUGGCCACUACGUCAAGAUGGUCCACAACGGUAUUGAGUACGGUGACAUGCAGCUGAUUUGCGAGGCCUACGACAUCUUGAAGCGUGGUCUCGGUCUAUCCCCGAAGGAGAUUGGCGAUGUCUUCGCCAAGUGGAACACCGGUGUUCUCGACUCGUUCCUGAUCGAGAUCACCCGUGAUGUCCUCUACUACAAUGACAACGAUGGCACUCCGCUCGUCGAAAAGAUCCUCGACAAGGCCGGCCAAAAGGGUACCGGCAAGUGGACCGCCAUCAACGCCCUGGACCUCGGCAUUCCCGUCACUCUGAUCGGUGACGCUGUCUUCUCUCGUUGCCUCAGUUCUCUCAAGGACGAGCGUGGCCGUGCCAGCCAGAUCCUCGGCGGCCCGUCCCCUAACUUCACUGGUGACAAGCAGGCCUUCAUCGAUGACCUGGAGCAGGCUCUUUACGCCUCGAAGAUCAUCUCGUACGCCCAGGGCUUCAUGCUCAUCCAGAACGCUGCUAAGGAGUACGGCUGGAAGCUGAACAAACCCUCGAUUGCCCUGAUGUGGCGCGGUGGCUGCAUCAUCCGCUCCGUCUUCCUUAAGGACAUCACCAACGCCUACCGCACCAACCCUGACCUCGAGAACCUGCUUUUCGAUGGCUUCUUCACCAAGGCCAUUCACAAGGCCCAGGACGGCUGGCGUAACGUGGUCAGCAAGUCGGCUCUGUGGGGCGUCCCGCUGCCGGCCUUCAGCACUGCCCUCAGCUUCUACGACGGCUACCGCAGCAAGAACCUGCCGGCCAACCUCCUCCAAGCCCAGCGUGACUACUUCGGUGCGCACACCUUCCGCAUCAAGCCCGAGUUCGCCAACGAGAACUUCCCGGAGAGCAAGGACAUUCACGUCAACUGGACCGGCCGUGGUGGUGACGUGUCGGCCUCGACUUACGUGGCAUAA
Molecule: messenger RNA, 1527 nt
Organism: Penicillium alfredii
Lineage: Eukaryota; Fungi; Ascomycota; Eurotiomycetes; Eurotiales; Aspergillaceae
Product: NADP(+)-dependent, decarboxylating phosphogluconate dehydrogenase
Exons: 5
Coding region: 1-1527 (508 amino acids)
Biological process (GO): pentose-phosphate shunt, oxidative branch; pentose-phosphate shunt
Cellular component (GO): cytosol
Molecular function (GO): NADP binding; phosphogluconate dehydrogenase (decarboxylating) activity
Source: RefSeq, a predicted model, not a curated record